Messenger RNA from Mycotypha africana, 1886 nucleotides. RefSeq lists its product as uncharacterized. Gene Ontology annotation, cellular component: plasma membrane; fungal-type cell wall. The coding region runs from base 160 to 1536 and encodes 458 amino acids. The transcript is spliced from 4 exons. NCBI's taxonomy places the organism in Eukaryota, Fungi, Mucoromycota, Mucoromycetes, Mucorales, Mycotyphaceae. The record is from RefSeq and is a predicted model, not a curated record. Gene Ontology annotation, biological process: fungal-type cell wall organization.
CUAUUUUCUAUUCGACAGUAAAAAAAAAAGGAAGGAAACAAAUAUGAUUGAAAAUUCUUAUAUAUAAGAGUCCUUUAUCUUUCCACCAGCAAAGAAGAUGAAACUUGAUUUUUCUUAAACACUCAAAACAAUAGCUGAAAACUUACGUAGAAAUUAACAAUGGUCAAACUCUCUUUAACUUCUAUCGCGUUGGCUUCCUUGUUGGCAAUGGGCGUAGCUGCCAAAAAGAAAUCCAAAGAUCAACCUACACCAUCUUCCUCAACAGCGGUUGCUCCUACUGGUACAGUUAAAGAAGCGACUUGUGAGCGCAAUCUCAAGGUGACGAACCAGUCCGAUUUAGAUGCUAUCAGCAACUGUGCAACAUUCAAGGGUAACAUUGAAAUCAACGGACUAUCUGCUGUUCCCAAUUUGCACCUCAACGGCGUAGAGCAUAUCAUUGGCGAUCUUGUUCUUACGAAUAACAACGAUUUGGUCAGCUUUGAAGCUGCUGCUUUGACGAAAGUAGAGGGGGCUUUACGAAUCGAGAACCAUAUCCUUUUGAAUCAAGUACAACUUCCUCACUUGAAAGCUGCCAGACUUGUCUCAUUCUCUGUGUUGCCAGCUUUGGAUGUGAUUGCUUUCCCUUCCGGUUUGACUCAUGUCGAGCAAAUGAAAGUGGAAGAUACAAGAGCCCCUACUGUCCAUGGCUUCCUGGCAGACCGGGUCGGAACAUUUAUGUUAUUGAACAAUAAUUACAUGAAGUCAUUUGAUUUCAACAGUGUCAAGGAUGUAACAGGUGAAAUGUUGAUUAUGGGUAACAACCAUGCUCUCACUUUCCAGGCCAAUCAAUUAGCCAAAAUACAAAAGGCCACUUUUUUCAAUCUGUAUCAGCUUGACAUGCCUGCCCUAACUGAAGUUCAGAAUGACAUUUCUUUCCACGAAAACGACUUCCUGAGUCUCAACAUGGAUUCUGUUGAAAACAUCGGUGGUACCAUGACUAUUGCUAACAAUAAUAAACUCAAAGAAACUUCCUUCAAGAAGCUCCACUUGAUUAAUGGCGCCCUUUCUAUUGGUAACAACACACAACUCACAGCCAUUGAUGGUUUCCCUGCGCUCAAAGCCGUCCAUGGCACUAUCGAUUUAGCUGGUGGUUUCAGUAAAUAUCAUAUUCCAUCUCUUCAAGAUGUUCGUGGAGGUAUGCGUCUUCAAACUACAUCAAGUCAAUUUGGUUGUGCCGAUAUCGAACGUAAAUUGCGAGGUGAAAAUGUUGUAAAGGGAACAACUUGGAGCUGUACAGCCAGUAUGCAAGAAACAAAUUUGGUGCCCACGAUGGGUCAAUCUCCUAACAGUGGUAAUAAUAACAACAAACAGCCAGCUUUAGCUACCGGUAACAAUAACAAUAAGGGAAGUGGCAAUACCCCCACAACUGGCAACACUAAUAUGGGUAAUGCUAUCGGACAAUUAUCAAGCAGUGCCGCGUCUUCUUUCAACGUGAUGGCCACUAGCGGUUCUUUGAUGGCUGGUGUGGCUAUAGGUUUUGUCUAUAAUUUAAUUUAAAUCUUUUAAGAUCACUGUCUUUAUUAAUUACUUGCUUACUUUCUAACUCGAGCUAUUCUUUGUCUGCUGUCUUUUCUCUAAUUAAUAACUGAUUUUUCCCCAGCCAACCGUGGGGUCUUUGCCUGUCUGAUUACCGCUUUUUGAAAUAAAAAUCUCCUCCUUUUAACGUUUGAUUUCGCUUCAUUGACAAGCAGUUUGCGUAUGUAACAAUUCCUAUGAAUGGCAAUAUAUACUAGAGCAUACACUAUCCGUAAAAAGAUACAUAGUUGACAGUUUCAAAGUGCCAUUGUUCGAUCUGUUAAGCACACCAUAGGCUUCCGCCUCGCUAGCAUUAAUUGUUUGAUAGUCGU